Molecule: messenger RNA, 6245 nt
Organism: Solenopsis invicta (red fire ant)
Lineage: Eukaryota; Metazoa; Arthropoda; Insecta; Hymenoptera; Formicidae
Gene: wts
Product: serine/threonine-protein kinase Warts
Exons: 5
Coding region: 776-4042 (1088 amino acids)
Biological process (GO): hippo signaling; regulation of organ growth; G1/S transition of mitotic cell cycle
Molecular function (GO): protein binding; protein serine/threonine kinase activity; ATP binding
Source: RefSeq, a predicted model, not a curated record
AUUCCGUUUUGUGAAAUUUUACUAUUAGUUGCUAUUCGUCGCUUUCGUUGCCAUCGUCGGCGUUGACGUCGACGUCGUAUCACAAACAUUACGGCGCUGACAACAAAUGUGAGCGCACGCGCGCGCGCGCAUGUGUACGACAUUAGACUUUGUCGCCGUCAUCUCUCGGUAGCACAGCACAACUCAAGCGGGAUUGUUCGUUCGUUGGCGAGCAGAGAUAGGUUAACCGUCUAUCUGUCGAUUGUGCUACACAGGACUUGUAUUGUCUAUUUAUUCGAUUGCUCGUUCGCCCGCGCGGCGUAUGCGGGGCGUGAAGAUGCCAAGAGUCAGCCGCGAGGAAUGCCCGCCGUCGUCGCCGCCGUUACCGCCACCACCUCCUCGUUGCCGUGUCCCUCGCCAGUAUCUUCGCGAAGUGGACGUCCGAGGAGGAUUUCUUUCCACGAUAUCAUAAAGUACUUGUCACUUGGACGGACUCAACGUGUUAGACUUCACAUCUCUCACCUACAUUCCUACGCUGUUUGCUAACAUAUUUCGUCGUUUGUAACCACACUAUUGCAAUACGACGUUGUUGUGUACGGUCAAGAGACAUUCGAGCGAAAGUGUUUCUGAGUCUUGGAGUGUGUUGUGAUUGAAUUAGCUGCACACUACUUAGCCACCUCCAACCAUGAUGCUGGGAAAUAUCCAUAGCAGGGCCAACUAGCAGUAAUCUUCGUUCUAUACAUUUAUAUCAUAAACAGAUUAAAGUUAGGUCCCAAAGGGCCUAGCAUGGGCCACUAUGAAUCCGCCCGCUGCCGGCAAAUCGAGCACCCGCGGCUCUGGAUACCACCAGAAGGCUUUAGCUGAGAUUCGCAAUUCUUUACUACCAUUCGCAAAUAUUGGCGGGGUUGGCGAGGUGGGUUCCAGCGCCGCUAGUACCAUUUCUACCGUAUCUACGACAAGUGGCAUUAGCUCUGCCUCGGGUCUCAGUGGUCUCUCUGGCGCUUCUGGUUCCAUCGCAGAUAAACCGGAUCAGCGACAGGCGUUGGGACAACUGUUAGCUAUGGGAUAUUCGGAGGAAGUAGGAUUACGUGCCUUGAAACUUGCGGGAUGGCGAUUAGAUGCGGCGAUAGAAUACUUGAAGCAAACACAAGGGGAAUCUCUAAAUGGGCUUGGUAAACUCAACACUAAACUUAUCAGGAAGCCGAGUCUUGAGAGAGAAUUAAACCUACAACGUGGCAGUCCCGCUCUGGACAGCGGGGCGGGCAGCUCGCGAUCUGAUAGUCCUCGCCUUACUGAACUCGGCACACAUCCACAGUUGAGUCGCCAGUAUUCCCCCAGUAAUUUUGUAGAACGUGAACCGCCGCCUCCACCACCACCUCGGUGUAGUUCCACACCACCGCCACCCCCACCACCUCACGCACCGUACAAUCAAUCCAAUGUGCCUACCAACAUGCAGCAGAUGCUCAAGCGGAUGUCACCUGCGCCGGUCGUGCCGACGAGAUCGACAGCAACGGCAUCCGGCACGGCCGGCGCUACUUCAACGUCAGUAAACCCACCGCAACGCGGAACUAGUCCGGUAGCGAACGCCAAUAACUCCAACAGCCGUCAACCGAUGAUUGUACAAAAUGGUCCGCAAGUGCAGCAGCAACUGACGCAACAAAUGCAAGCGCUCAGUAUUUAUCAGACUAAUAGCAAUGCGAAUACCCAGGUUGAGCCGCCGCCACCAUAUCCGAUAGUUCCAUCUUCAUCCUCCAAUCAAUUAGUACAACCACCUUCUUACAGUGUUUCCAUGCAGAAUCGGCAGAGUCCCACGCAGUCACAGCAGGAUUAUCGUAAAAGUCCAUCGUCGGGUAUUUACUCGGGGCCGACAUCCGCUGGGACACCCAGUCCUAUCACUGUAGCUACAAUAUCGCCCACCAGUACACAGACAUCGAUGGCGCGGCCAACACCGCUGCAAGCGUGGAGCGCGCGUCAGGCCAAGACGCAACCGCCAAUUAUCAUGCAAUCGGUGAAAAGUACUCAAGUGCAGAAACCGGUGCUGCAAACUGCUAUCGCACCUACGACGCCGCAGUCGAUCUCUACUACUAAUAACACACUACUUCCGCCCUCUUACGCCUCCUCUAUUCAGCAGAAGCAACAGCAACAGCCACCACCUGCUUAUCCACCCGUAAAUAAUGUGACUGGGUCGCCCGCUGGUAUACCGACAACGGAACCACCGAGUUAUGCUACGACUAUGCAGGCGUUAGCAGCGCAGCGUGGUAUACACCAUCCACCGCCGCCACCUUACAGUACUCCCGAGGACACUACAAUUAUUUCCUCGACGAUGGAAAGUAGUAGCGCAUCGCGAACUUCUCCCGUCGCCCAUCAUCCGCCACUUCAAAGGAAAUACUCACCGGCUGAUAACUGCCAACACACGAUGGACACUCCACCGUUGCCACCAGUUGCUUCGACUUCCGUAUCUGCGAGGAAUAACAACAAUCAUUCAUCCCUGCCCGAAGGUACCGUUGUCAGUACCAAGAAUAGUUGUGGUACGAAAGGCGAUGGCAGCGGUGGUACGCCCUCAUCUUUCAAAAUUAAGCAUCAGUCUCCCAUACCCGAGCGCAAGACUAUGAGUAUAGAGAAGGAAGAGGAGCGCAGGGAUUGCAAGGUGAGAAAUUAUUCCCCCCAAGCUUUCAAAUUUUUUAUGGAACAGCACGUAGAGAACAUCCUCAAAUCGCACAAGCAGCGUUUAUAUCGGCGUAUGCAACUGGAAACGGAGAUGGCGAAGAUUGGUCUGAGUGCAGAGGCGCAAUGCAUGAUGAGAAAGAUGCUGUCGCAGAAGGAAUCCAAUUAUAUUAGAUUAAAACGAGCAAAAAUGGACAAAUCAAUGUUCACAAAAAUCAAACCGAUUGGCGUCGGCGCAUUCGGCGAGGUCACGCUUGUGAGGAAACUUGACACCAAUCAGUUUUACGCGAUGAAGACUUUACGCAAGGCUGACGUGCUAAAUCGCAAUCAAGUCGCGCACGUGAAAGCUGAGCGUGAUAUAUUGGCAGAGGCUGACAAUGAAUGGGUCGUCAAACUCUACUACUCGUUUCAGGAUAAGGAUAAUUUAUAUUUUGUCAUGGAUUACAUACCUGGUGGGGAUUUGAUGUCGCUACUCAUUAAACUGGGUAUAUUCAAAGAGCCACUCGCGAGAUUCUAUAUCGCUGAACUUACGUGUGCGGUUGAAAGUGUUCACAAAAUGGGAUUUAUCCAUAGGGACAUAAAACCGGAUAACAUUCUAAUCGAUCGUGACGGACAUAUCAAAUUAACUGACUUUGGCCUGUGUACAGGAUUCCGUUGGACUCAUAAUUCUAAAUAUUACCAACAAAACGGCCAUGGUAAACAAGACUCAAUGGAUCCAGCUGACGAUUGGAACAACGAAUGUCAAUGCAUACAGUUAAAACCAUUAGAGCGUAGAAGACACAGGGAGCAUCAAAGAUGUUUGGCGCAUUCUCUGGUCGGAACGCCGAAUUAUAUUGCACCAGAAGUUCUACAGCGUACAGGAUAUACACAGUUGUGUGAUUGGUGGAGUGUAGGAGUAAUCUUGUAUGAGAUGUUAGUCGGCUCUCCACCAUUUCUUGCCAAUACUCCUGCUGAAACUCAAUUUAAGGUCAUUAAUUGGGAGACGACACUUCAUAUACCGAAACAAGCAAAUCUCUCACCGGAAAGUAUGGAUUUAAUUCUGAAGCUUUGUGUCGGCGCUGAUCGUCGCUUAGGUAAAAAUGCGAACGAAGUUAAAAAUCAUCCGUUCUUUGCGAAUAUCGACUUCGAAAAGGGACUACGACGCCAGAUGGCCCCACACAUACCACGUAUAGAAUAUCCAACUGAUACAAGCAAUUUCGAUCCCGUGGACCCCGAUAAAUUACGCAAUUCUGAAUCUUCAGAUUCGAACAAAUCGGAUGAAUUGCUGGAUAAUGGGAAGCCGUUUCAUGGCUUUUUCGAAUUCACAUUCAGACGCUUCUUCGACGACGGUGGUGGUCCUGCGUAUCCUAAUCGGAUUAGCUUGGAUGACAACGAUAAUCAAGGUCCUGUUUACGUAUGACAUUAGAUUAAAUUUUACAUCUUAUAGGCACUUUGUUGUCUGUCGUUCCCCUGUUUCGAUACUUGUCUGUUGAUUCAUUUCUGUUCGUUAUUUCCACCAAAGUGUCCAAGUUUUAAUUAAAUUUUAUUAUACGUUAUGUUAUAUGAUUCUCCGUCUGUUGUUUCAUCUGUUCUCUGAACUUAUAAAUCUAAGAAUUUGUUAUAACGAAAUCUGUUUAAACGAAUCUGUCCUUUUCAACAAUGGACUCAAGAAUGAUCAUGCUAAUUUAAACUUCAAAGAGAUUAGAUGUAUUUCUAUUAUUUUAAAAUUCAUAAAAGGCUUAUUAAAUAAAGUAGUUUAUUGUAAGUACGUUUACAAGGAUCACCAUAUGUUUCUUUUCUUCUUUUUAUUUUAUUAUUCUCGGUUUAUAAUAGGUAUAAUAAGUCUUAAGAAAUUGACCAAUCACCUUCAAAUACAAGUAGAAUAUAUCAUUAUUGUUGAUCAAUUUCUCGUGGUUUGAUUUUCUAUACAUAUUAUAGUCCGAGAUUUAAGUGUAUCAGACUUUUAAAAGAAGAAAAAUGUCAAUCGUAUACACAGUUAUUAUCUUGGUUUUAUUUGUUCUUGAAAGUUGUUUCUUAUUUCAUUACAAUAAUAUUUUUCUGCUUAAAGUAGCUGUGUCGAUAAAUUAAUUAACUAAUAUUUUGAUGAGUUAAUCAAGUUAAAUAUUUUUGUUAAUCAAAUUAAAUGUCAUUAAAUGUUUAUGUGAUUAAAAAAGUUGACCAUCUAAAAUUAUUUUUAUUAUUGAAAUUACUAUUUACGUAUAUAUCAAGUAAAGAUUAAUAUUAAAUAAAUCAAAUUAAUAAUGGUAAGGUCAAAAAAACGAUAAUAAAUAACUACUUUUUACAUAUUCGACGAUACAGUGACAAUCAAUUUAUUAUUAUACGAUUUGAAGAAGCUAAGUAAAGACGAUAUUUUGUAGUCAGAACAUAAGACUCGUUUUGUGUAAGAAUAUUUUAUAAUUAUACACUUUCUAUCCAAAUUUGUUCAUUUUUUUUUACCUUAUCAUUAUUUAUUUGAGCAUAUACGAGCCUAUUUUAUUAUUUUGAUUAAAUAAAUCAUAUUUAAAAUUUUUACUAAACGCAACUAAAUUUUGGAAACAUAUUGAUAUAUGGAUAUUAUAAACAAUCUUAUUGACAUUUAGUUUUAAAAAUCUAACUAUGAAAAGAAAUAUGUGAUAUAAAACUCAACAUAUGAAUAAUUUGAACUAAAGACUCAAACUUUAAAAAAUCAUACUUUUUCGUGCAGAUGGUCAUUGCUUUUCUGAAAAUUGUUUCCUCAAUUUUUUUUUUUUAUGAGUUCUAGGUAGUCGCCCGAAAACUCUACGUUGACGGUGAUGACAUAGUAUCGCGGAAAAAAUUAAAACUAAUAAACGUGAAACAUAACAUGUUGACGACGAAAUUCUUGCAUGUUAUUUCAUUAUUAUAUUCAGUGUGAAAAUGUAACUUGUAUCUACCAAAUUUAUAAAAAUAGGCCGCCAGUAAAGUUAUCUUGGAAUUUUAUAUGUAAAAAUCUAUUUUUUACUCUUUUCAAUAGUUAUCCGUGUGUUUUUUUGACUGAAUAAGCUUCACUUUAGGUGCUUUUUAUGACUAUUUACUGACUGACAAGGAAGAAAAGAAUCAACCAAAUUAAUUUUUAUAAGUGUUUUAAAGUAUCUCAUUAUUUUGUUUUAUCAACACACAAAUUCUCUUCAUUUACAAAUGGUACGCAAAAAAUUUAUGUAUGAUUUUUGCUUAUGACGUCACGAUUUCAAUAUGACCGCAACGAUUACUCAGGUGGCUUAAUAUUGCAAAAUAACAUUCUAUUAAUAAUAAAUAUGGCAUACACAUACAUAUACAUUUUUAUGUGACUUGUAAGUGAGUUACUUUUAUAAAAAACAUUAAUGACAAUAGAAGACAACGAACAUUAUGUGUUUAAGAGGAAUAGAAACUUUAGUAGAAACUUUUAAUCAAAAACUGGUAAUCUUUGAUUUUUUAUUAUAGGCAUAGGAUGAAUUUAAUUCGAAUAAGAAAGGCAUUAUGUUUUGGAAGUUAUGUACUAUAGAAUAAACAAAAUAAAAAAUGAUCUGGUAAAAAAAUAACAAAAUAAUAGCAAAAUACAGAAAAUGAAGUUUUUUAUUAUCAUAAAGUAUAAAUAUAAAUAACAGUAUAAAGUUGAUUGUAGUUUG